UCGCCAUGUCCGUUCUCAACCCCCUUGACCCAGCCCUCCUCCCCCGUCUGAACAAGCAAUACAUCGCCUUCUACAAUGCGAACCUAGCCAACACGCCCAUGAUACACCAGCUACCAUGGCAUCCGUCACUACACGCAAUGAAGAGUGUGGCCGGGAGCGCCGCGCCCCUGCCUUGUCAGACGAAGGACGUCGACCUCGGGCACUUCGCCAUCCGCAUCUUCUACCCCUCGCCCGCAAGCGAAGAUGUUCCCGUCUUCAUAUGGUACCAUGGCGGCGGAAUGGUGCUGGGCUCGCUCGACGCCGAGAACGCGCUGUGCACGCGCAUCGCAGCAGUGGGAUGUGCGGUCGUCGCGGUCGACUAUCGGCUCGCGCCAGAGCACCCGUUCCCGGCCGGCGCGGACGACGCUUGGGCCACGCUGAGGUAUGUCGUCGAACACGGCUCUGAGCAUGGCCUGGACGCCUCCAGGAUAGGUGUGGGGGGGUUUAGCUCGGGCGCCAAUCUCGCCGCUGCAGUUGCCCAGCGCGCCGGCCGCGAUGGUGUCCCCAUCGCGUUCCAAGUGCUCAGCGUGCCCGUCACGGACAACACUGCUGGCCCCGAUCGCUUCCCUUCGUGGGAGGAGAACCGGAACUGCCCGGGUCUUAACGACGGGAAGAUGCUUUGGUACCGGGACCAGUACCUGCCCAACCCAUCAGACCGUACGGACCCCGUCGCAUCGCCCCUCCUCGCGCCGGACGAGUGGGUCGCCGGCUCACCCGACGCAUAUGUCGUGCUCGCCGGCCUCGACCUACUCUACUCUGAGGGGCUGGCUUAUGUUGACCGCCUCAAGGAGGCUGGCAACACCGUCGAUCUCGUUGUCUUCGACGACCUGCCGCACCUGGCCAUGGCGAUGGAUGGAGUGCUGGACCGCGCGCGAGAGUGGAAUCUGGGCAUCUGCAACUUCAUCGCCAUGCGGUUAGGGCGGCCACAACUUACUUUGUCUGAUCUGUACGAAGAGCCGUGUCCGCCUGCGUUAUAGAUGCCACACUUUGUUCUGG
Molecule: messenger RNA, 1035 nt
Organism: Cutaneotrichosporon oleaginosum
Lineage: Eukaryota; Fungi; Basidiomycota; Tremellomycetes; Trichosporonales; Trichosporonaceae
Molecular function (GO): hydrolase activity
Source: RefSeq, a predicted model, not a curated record